ACAUACACACAUCACUCACUCCUCGCUCACUCACUCCUCGCUCACUCACCCUCACACCCACACUCCCACUCUGCUACCGCCUCAUCCAGCUCCUCUCCUCCUGCAAGCUCCUGUAUCCAUCUCAGCUGCAGCUCGAAGCUCGACCAGGAUGAGCAAGCCAUCGAGGUGCAGGGCGCUGCAGAUGCAGGCCGCCCUGCUCCUCGUCUUCCUCCUCGCUGCCUCCCUGCUCCCGGCCGGCGACGCAGCUUCAGGGUUCUGCGCGGGCAAGUGCGCGGUGCGGUGCGGGCGGUCGCGCGCGAAGCGGGGGGCGUGCAUGAAGUACUGCGGGCUGUGCUGCGAGGAGUGCGCCUGCGUGCCGACGGGGAGGAGCGGCAGCCGCGACGAGUGCCCCUGCUACCGCGACAUGCUCACCGCCGGGCCCAGGAAGAGGCCCAAGUGCCCUUGACCGCCCUCUCGUCUCGUCCGCCCACCGUCUCCCUCAAGGCACCAACGGCUUCUUCGACCUCUACUCCACCCUGCCGACAGGAGUAGUAGCCUAGCUACUGUGUGUGAUGUUGGACGCGCGUGCUCAUGUCACUUCCCUGUGCUCGCUCGUGCUAAUUAUUGGUGUGAUGCGUAUUGUCGCCUGCUAAAGUGCUAAGUAUGUGUUGUCGUUGUAUCACGAUCGACUUGUAGAAGCACUCUGCUACUAGCUGGGAUCGUCGAGUGAGUGAGUUUGCUGCCUGUAAAUUAGCAAGUGUGUGGCUGCAUGUGUACUCUACGUGGUUGUAGUACGUACUAGCUAACUUGUUCUCCGUGUGUCUAGCUGAACAGAAGCAGUGUGGCUAGCUGAGGCCUGCAGGCCACGUAGCAUGCGCACCGAGCUUACAAGUAGCAAUGGAAUCAUCAUGUUGCCGUCUUUGUAA
Messenger RNA from Triticum urartu, 905 nucleotides. Its product is annotated as snakin-1. NCBI's taxonomy places the organism in Eukaryota, Viridiplantae, Streptophyta, Magnoliopsida, Poales, Poaceae. The record is from RefSeq and is a predicted model, not a curated record.